GUAAACAAAUACCUCGAGCAGCACAACAAGCAGGCGGCUUCGCAUACGGCUGGAGUUUUAACGCGGAUGGAUCGUUUAUUUUCUUCGUUUGGAAGCGCCUAUCACGUUUAGUUUCGUUCCCGGUACGAUCCGAAAAGGGUUGGCAGAAGAUGGUUUCAACUUUCGGCGUGCUUCAUACCAUAAGUGCAGCGCUAGCGGUGAUUGUGUUCCUUCCGUCCACGGAGGCAUUGAGCGCCUUCCUGAACGUUGCCAUACACAACAGCGGAUUUCAUCGUGAUAUUCAUUACGGCCUUCGGUUCGGUGGCAUCGGCCGGAUGUCCUGCGAGCUUUUGCUCGUCCAGCAACUGCCGGCCGCGAUCUACGUCAACACGGACCAGCUGGUGGACAUGAAGCGGUUUCACAAAAUCAACAGCUACGUGCCUUUGUACGUUGAUGUGGAGAAACCGGCCAGCAAAGCGGACCCGUUCACCGUGUACCUGUACGAAUCGGUGCGACGAGAAAUCAACAUCACACUACCGAUCCAUUUCCGUUAUCACGAUCCUUCGGGGCGCAAGUUCGAACGGAUUCAAGUGGAAAGUCCCACACUGUAUGUGCGGUGCAGCAACGUUCAUGCAAGCAAGUAUCCGCUGCGCACGGUGGGCAAAGCAAAUCUACCCUGUUCGGAUAGCUCGGAGAUCGAAGACUACGAUAAGCUGCAUCUAGCGGAACUGUGCGAGUGGGACGAGAUGGAAUUUAAUAACCUACCGACGGUGAUAAGUGUGCUAAUUCCGGUGGGGAACAGUGCAUCGUACGGGUUCGUGCUGCCGGCCACGAUUAUCGUCAGCUGGAUCGGUAGUAUGUAUUUGAUCUACGUGAUACUUAAGGUGGGACGGAAGGUGAACAAAAAGUUGCUAUAGAAGCUUAACCCAAGUGCUGACGCCGAUCUCCAUUCCUUUCGAACGCAUUUGGUCGUGUGUAGUAUUUCCUUUUUUUAUUAUUAACAUAACGGUUUAUAAAUAUAGCCAAUCUUUCUACGAUGAUACAACUUCCGCUAAGCAAACAAACAACGGCAACCCCGCUCGCUUGUGUGUGUGUGUGUGCCUUUUUUUCUACACUUUCGCGUAGUUGUUCGGAAAGAUUUCACGCUCCCGCUUCUGUCCCCGGGAGUGUAAUUGUAAAUUCUUUGUCGUAAAUUUGCUUAUAAUACUAAAUGAUAUGACUAUAACAAGAAA
This is a messenger RNA of Anopheles stephensi (Asian malaria mosquito), 1211 nucleotides long. It is a transcript of the gene PIG-X, whose product is annotated as phosphatidylinositol-glycan biosynthesis class X protein. Gene Ontology annotation, biological process: GPI anchor biosynthetic process. Gene Ontology annotation, cellular component: endoplasmic reticulum membrane. NCBI's taxonomy places the organism in Eukaryota, Metazoa, Arthropoda, Insecta, Diptera, Culicidae. Bases 150 to 896 code for a protein of 248 amino acids. The transcript has 4 exons. The record is from RefSeq and is a predicted model, not a curated record.